UAUGAAAUGACAAUUUAACAACGGCCUAGUCAGUUUCAUUUGCGAUAAAUUGAUCAAUUUGCGUAAAUUUAUUUUAUUCAAUGGUUUAUUACUGUAAACGACGUAUGCGAUGAUCUAUAAACAACAUGGGAAACGUCUUUUAUCUCGAUUGCAUAUGUUUGUGUGUGAACUCUGAUAUUUGUUGGGAUGGAUCUGUUUGAAAAUGUAAAAACAUGACUACUACUACUACAGCAGCGACAGAAAUAGUAAAAGCGGUGGAAUUUGGUUACGUUAACUACAUUUUAAUUGCUGUAAGCAGCGCGCUUGGACUGGCGUUUGUUGUUGGCGUUAUUGCCAUCAUUUACAAAGAGAUAAGCAGGCGACACAAUGCCAAACUCAUGGAUUUCAAACAGAAACUAAACAUCAGACGUAAAGGAAUAAGUGGCGGGUCGGCUUUACGUCGUGGAAUUUCAACAGAAAGUAUGACGCCGUCGGAAAUGACGUCAUAUAUCCAGUUGACAGAGACGCCGACGUCAUUGAGAUCCAGCUCCGCAUGGACGCCAAGCCCCGUGACCAGAAACAGCUGUAGUGAUACACCCACUUCGGGCAACUUUUCGCUAUGAACUUUUAGUAUGAAUUCAUAAACUGAUCAUGGAUUUUCAAUCCGCAAAUAGCGUACAAAAAUGAGAACUAUGAAGUAUUUCAUGUUUAUAUUUUGCGACUCGAAGAAACUGAUAGCCUUCUUAACUACUGUCGUUGCAUUGGUUUAUAUACACAUUGACAUAUUCUAGUGCCUUUUCUAAUAUAUUUUAUUUUGACCCCAUUUCGUGCCAAAAUAUAAAUUUAUAUGGUACAUUGUAUGUUCAAUGUAUUAUGAUUCUAGUUUACUGGAAAUUCUUUGUCGAAUCACGGGAUUUCAGACCAUGUAUCGGAUGUCUCAAUUUGAAUAAAAUUCAGCUUAACUGUAA
Molecule: messenger RNA, 947 nt
Organism: Mya arenaria
Lineage: Eukaryota; Metazoa; Mollusca; Bivalvia; Myida; Myidae
Exons: 2
Coding region: 213-602 (129 amino acids)
Source: RefSeq, a predicted model, not a curated record